AGCAUCGCCUGCGCCGCCGCCUCCGAUGGAUCCAGGCACGCUGCGCCGCAGGGUCCCUUCCGUCGGUCAGGAGGAGGAGGUCUUCCAGCAGGUCUCCACCAGGCUUCCAUCCGACGCCGUGUCCACCUGGCGUCCCGAGCUGCGCAGCCUGCUCAUCCACUCAGUGGUGUUGGCGGUGGUAAUCCCUUCUUUGCACUCCUACUCCGGCGGCGAGCAGGUGCGAUCCUGCUGGACAUUGUCCCUGUUUGUCAUCCUAUACCUGUUUGGCUGCUCCGUCUCCUACUCCACCCCGCCUACGCCCUUAGCCAAGAUGUUCUUCGCUCUCUCCUACAUCGCCCUCCUAGCGUCCGUCGUGGGCACUUGGGUGAGUAGCGUGCUGGGCGUGGUGCUCAUCUACUCAGACUCCAUCCUAGCCGCAGGCCUCUUCGGCAGCGUACUUGCGCAGCACAGGGAGGGUAACGGCAGAGAGACUGCCGCCUUGGUUGCUUUCGCGAACGCCUCCCCUACCGGCAUCUACCAUAGGCAGGUUGGGAUCUACCCCUUGUUAGCUAUUUUUGCCUUGUUUGGUGCUAUAUGCUGGGUAAUGCGCCCGGAAGGCGACUACGACGCCCUCGUCACCGCGAUGAACCUAUUCGCAGCCAUUGCGUGCCUGGAAUUCGUUCAUACUGUUUGUGUCCUGGGGUGGUUAAAUGGGGCUGUCUUUGGCAUGGAUAGCGCUCCUCCCGUAGUGUUUUUGUUUGCUGCCAUAGGCAUGCAGUUCCCUGUCUCGUAUCUCCUCGGCGGCAAGCUCGUCGCGGCCAACGUCUUGUGGCUGUGUGUUCUUGCGGCGACCGCGUUCCACGGAUACUACCUCAGGGUUCUUGACUCCUACGAGCAGCUCAUGUACGCUAGGGAUGCCAGGAAAAUCAGGAACUCUGCAGCAGUCGCGCCUACCACAUCGAACACUACAGCUACACCUAUCUCUCCAGGAACUCCAGCUACAGCUUCAUGCACCAAGGAGACGAACACUGAUGGCUCGGCAGCAGCCGCGCCUACAACAGAGAGCACUCCAGCUACACCCACCUCUCCAGGAAGUCCAGACAAGGAGACGAUCACUGAGUUCUUCGCUGCAUGAUUUACCACUGUCUGACGGUGCUAAAAUAUAUGUAAUAAUAGCUUGCGGAUGCAAUUAUUCUAAGAGAUUGUGCUAGUACUACAUGGUGUC
Lolium perenne is the source of this 1204-nucleotide messenger RNA. RefSeq lists its product as uncharacterized. The record is from RefSeq and is a predicted model, not a curated record. NCBI's taxonomy places the organism in Eukaryota, Viridiplantae, Streptophyta, Magnoliopsida, Poales, Poaceae.